Molecule: messenger RNA, 222 nt
Organism: Paramecium tetraurelia
Lineage: Eukaryota; Ciliophora; Oligohymenophorea; Peniculida; Parameciidae
Exons: 1
Source: RefSeq, a predicted model, not a curated record
AUGAAAAUUAUUUAUCGCCUUAUCUCUUACUGCUAUUUAUGGUUACCUAAAAAACUGUAAAAGACUCUUCAGAAAACAUUGUUUUAACAACAAGAAAAUGAAUAGAUUUUCAAAGUAUUGUUUAUAAUUUAGAGUAGAUUGAAUUUUCGAAUGGAGAAGUCUAGAAGCUUGUAAAUUUUGAGAUCUAAAAUAAUUAAUUAAAUCUAAUCAGCGUAAAGAUGA